AUGGCUCUGGGAAGAGCAAAGAUGAAGAGGUGGAAACGAUGGGAAGAGGAAACCAAGACACCAGAGUACCAAUUUUCACAUGAUCCUGAACGAUUUCGAUUUGCCAGAGAAACAUCGUUUGGAAGAAGGCAUUUGAGUUUCUGGACCAAAAACCCUGUCCUCAUGUGGAUUGUUUGUUUCUUCAGACAAUUUGUGCGGUCAGUUCCGAAAGUGGAUUACUUGACCUUAAGACAUGGAUUUAUCAUGUCCUCCAUUCUGGUUCUUCGCAGUGCUGUUUCUCCUCUUAAACACUCAUGCUACGUUACUCUUCCUCUAUAUGCUCUAGUGACACAGAUGGGUUCAACAAUGAAGCCAACGAUAUUCAACGAAAGAGUAGCGGAGGCACUGCGGAACUGGCACCGGACGGCGAAGAAGCACAUAAGACAGAACCGUGUGGGACCCUUGUCCUUGUCGGGGACACCGGCGUCGAGCAGACCCACCACCCCGAGCCAUCACAUGUCCCCGGUGCACCUCUUGCGCUUCUACCGUUCUGAAAUGGACAGCUUCCCCACCUCUCCACGGCGCUCAAACUUCGACGGCGACCACACCCAGCCCUGGGACGUCGAUUCCCCUUCUCCUUCCUACUCCCACCAUGAAAUUGAAAUCGGUCCCACCAAUGACCCCUCAACUAACACAACCCACCAUGAGAUUGUUGCUGCGGCACACACCAAGGAAUUUUCCUUUGAUAAUCGACCUACCAGUGGUACUUAG
This is a messenger RNA of Sphenostylis stenocarpa, 750 nucleotides long. The record is from the annotation of a GenBank genome assembly. Lineage: Eukaryota; Viridiplantae; Streptophyta; Magnoliopsida; Fabales; Fabaceae.